UACUGGGGAUGUGCUGCCCAGGUCUUUCUCUUUGUCUUUUUCAUUUCGGCAGAGAUUUUUCUUCUCACCGUCAUGGCCUACGACCGCUACGUUGCCAUCUGCAAACCCCUGCACUACGGGGCCCUCAUGGGCAGCAGAGCUUGUGCCCACAUGGCAGCAGCUGCCUGGGGCAGUGCUUUUCCAUAUGCUGUGCUGCACACGGCCAGUACAUUUUCACUGCCACUCUGCCAGGGCAAUGCUGUGGAGCAGUUCUUCUGUGAAAUCCCCCAGAUCCUCAAGCUCUCCUGCUCACACUCCUACCUCAGGGAAGUUGGGAUUAUUGUGGUUAGUACCUGUUUUACCUUUGGGUGUUUUGUUUUCAUUGUGGUGUCCUAUGUGGGGAUCUUCAGGGCCGUGCUGAGGAUCCCCUCUGAGCAGGGCCGCCACAAAGCCCUUUCCACGUGCCUCCCUCACCUGGCUGUGGUCUCUGUCUUCAUCUGCACAGGCAUGUUUACAUACCUGAAGCCCCCAUCCACCUCCUCCCCAUCCCUGGACUUGGUGCUGACAGUUCUGUACUCAGUGGUGCCCCCAGCAGUGAACCCCCUCAUCUACAGCAUGAGGAACCAGGAGCUCAAGGAUGCCAUUAUGAGUGCUUUUCAGAAGCACCAAUGA
Molecule: messenger RNA, 651 nt
Organism: Eurypyga helias (sunbittern)
Lineage: Eukaryota; Metazoa; Chordata; Aves; Eurypygiformes; Eurypygidae
Product: olfactory receptor 14J1-like
Exons: 1
Coding region: 73-651 (192 amino acids)
Biological process (GO): G protein-coupled receptor signaling pathway
Cellular component (GO): membrane
Molecular function (GO): olfactory receptor activity
Source: RefSeq, a predicted model, not a curated record